AUGGCAGAUUCCGAGGUUUUAAAGAAAUUAAAGGAUAUACCAUUUAAAAUCCAAACCGCAAGUUUGAAAGAACGGCGUGAGGCAGUUGAGGAAAUACAGAAAGUGUUAUCUACGCCGGGUAUCACUGAGCCAGCUGUAAGGUAUGUGUGUCGCCUGCUAGCUCUGACCCUACACCGCUAUAGAGAUUCAACCUCUCAGUCAUAUGUAAAAAACCUGGUACGAUACCUAGCUGCCAACCACAGGGAAUGGACUCUAAAAGGGCUCCUACCAGUCCUGCUUGAAAUAUCAGAGCAGCUUAAGAACACAGCUACAUCAAAAAGUAUAUGCCAGAGUGGACUCUAUGCUCUACGCUGGUCUACAGUACUGGUGGAAGGCACUCUUCAAGCUACAGAAGAAGAUGGAGUAGACUAUAAUGGACUUGUACUGGCCCAAGCCAAUUUACUUGCUUCAAUCACUGCAUAUGGGGACAAAAGGAAAAAUGAAAAGGCUUUUUCAAUACUACACAACACAUGGUCAGCCAUUGGCAAGGAGAAAACAUCAAAAUGGCUAGAAGUCCUUGUGGCGACACCUGCGGACUCUGGCCCUCAUGUCUGUGUGGCGUUCUCUGUUCUGUGUCGACAUCUGAAACAGAUUGGGGAUGAUGCCACCAUUGAUCAACAUAAGGUAAAAAUUUUAGAAAGCUUCACAAAGAGCAUUAUCAGUGUAAAAUCUCGGCCAAAUGCAAACUAUAUAAAGGGCUGUCGUGAGCUGUUGGCACAGUUAAAAGCUGCUGACGUUAAUGAUACGUUACUGCCAGCCCUGGCUAAAGCUAUGUUGCGCAGCCCUGAGACAAUAGUGCAAGCUGUCGGCGAAGUAUUUUCCAGUUUGAAUGUAGAUCUGGAGGGACUGGCAGUUGAUAUUGGAAAGAGUUUGAUUGUGAAUCUCCACUCCAAAGAUGAAUGGGUGCGUGUAGAAGCUAACAUCGCGUUACAGCGGCUCGCAGCUCGAUGUUCCCAGACAGUAGCGGCCAAAGCACUGCUCAGUCAUGCCUUCGCUGCUUACAAUGGCGCCAGUGGGAAGUUAACCUCCAGUGAGGACAAGAUUGCUGUUCUAAACGGAGUGGGUACGCUGAGUUCACUAGCUGUAAACGGUGAAGAUAGAAUGGUCCUGUUCACCGAAACUGUGACGCAAAUAUCGCGUGUGCUGGAGAGUGAGUCGCACGAGCGUACAUUGUGUGUGGCGCUUGAUGCCUUGCAGAAAUGGACUCUAGGGCUCAACACUACCAUGCCUGCCAAGAUAUUGGAAAUAUUCAAGAAAAACCUGGGUGCCAAGAGUACGACACAAGCAGUGAGGACAUCGUACGUGAGUAUGUUGUCAGCGUGCGUACGUAGUUGCGGCACCACUAGUGAACAAGCAGAAGCAUUGAGGCCCCUGCUCAGCAAAGCUGUGGAGAAAGCUGUACAACAACCACUACAGCACUUGGUAGUAAGUGAAGGAAUAUGCGCGAUGCUUGGGCUGACGCUCCUGGACGAGGACCGCGACCUUCCGUCCAAGAGCGCGGUGUGGGCUGCGCUCACCCAUCCCGACAAACACGUACUAUUACACGACAGAGUACUGACUUCCGCCAGCGAUGAUGUCCUAAUACAGGUGGUGUUGCUAUGCAGAAAUAUAUUGGAAAACUACCAAAAUGUUGCCAGCGAACAGAACUCCCCAAUUUACAGAGCAUUUGUCCUUGUAUUACUAUCUCCUAUAAAAGCCGUCCGUUCUACUGCUAUUGAAGAGGUUAAAUCUCUGAUUGCCAAAGAAGAUAGAUUCACAUUAGCAAAGAAUUUAUCACGAAAAUUGAAUGAAGUGUUAGAAGAAGGAAAAAUAUUUACUGUGAAGGAGAAGUCGCCGUCAGAAGAGAAGGGUGGCGAAGUGACUGGUAAAAUGAUACUGGACUGUGUUCAAGCACUGUGUUCAUACAAAGGGUACCCAGAGAAAGACUCACAAGAGCUGGCAAUAGAUGUCCUACCAUCGUGCCACCACCCACUGGCCGUGGCUGUAAACAAACGUGCUUGGGUGAAACUAGUGUCGUACUUGGGUCACGAUCCAAAGAAACUAGUGUCAUUGUAUGCCAACAAUUUGAAGAAUAAAUACAUUUGUGAUUAUGAACCUAGUGAGACACUAUCAAACGUGGUGUCGACUCUGGUGGCGACAAACGCUGAAGUAACGGCCGGGACUGCGAUACAGACGGCACUUGACUCGCUGCUCGACCCUGAAUUACUGCGCGUGUCCAGAGAUGAGUACUUCACCUAUCUGACACCAGAGGGCGAGUUGUACGACAAGAGCUCUGUGCCUGGUAAUGAAGACAACAAAGAAAUGAACAUGAAACGUGAAAGUAAAGCGUACAGCUACAAGGACCAACUGGAAGAGUUGCAGCUUAGGCGUGAGAUUGAGGAGAAGAAGCGACGAGAGGGGAAAAUUAAAGAGGUACCGCUGUCUGCUAAACAAAAGGAGGCGAUCAAAGCUCAACUGGCGAAGGAGAGUGCUGUACGACAAAGAUUGAGUUUGUUGAACAGGCGCGUGGUGAUCGCGGUGCGGUUACUGGAGGCGGUGCAGGCGGGGUCCGGCGCGGCGCUGUGCCGGGGCGCGCGGCGGGUGGUGGCGGCGGCGCUGGGCGGCCUGCGCAGCCCGCUCGCCGCCGCGCACCUCGCCGCCGCCUACCGCCGCCUGCGCCCCGCGCUGCUGCCGCACCACCCCGCGCUGGCAGACACCGUCGCGCGCCUCACUGUGAGAUUACUCAAACCCCAGUGUGAUUUGGAACCCUCCUGGGAGGAUCAUGAACUGGAUGGAGCAACUCAACGUACCAUUAAUUUGCUACACGCCAUCACAUCGUCAGGGAAGACCCAAAGUGACGAUGAAGACGAGAGUAACCAGAAGACCAACCAUCUCACUGCGCCGGGCUUCUGCUACGUGUUCCCACUACUCAAACUGGGUUUGUCUGGUUCGGCGGGCCGGUCCGACGAAGCUAUGAUGCUGAACGGCUUGUCGGUGAUAGCGGAGCACGCCGCCCUGCGCGUGGAUUGUGAAAUGAUGCACCCCUCAUUGUUCCCCAUCGACCAUAUGUUCCGCCUGCUCAUCGAUCUUAUCAGCAGCACGAGCGGGCGCGUGCAGGCGGCGUGCACGGUGGCGCUGCUGGAGACGGCGCAGUGCGCGGCCCGUGCCAUGCUCACGCUCGACGACGUCACGUGCCUGCUCGACGGGCUGCAGAGCCCGCUCGAGGUGGUUCGAGAUGCUGCACUUCGUGCUUUGCUAUGUGUGGUAGAAUGUCUGCCGUCUCUGCUGGAAGAUCCUGAAUACGCACUAACACUCACCAAAAGGCUAUUGGUCGCUACAUUCGAUGUCUCUGAAGACAACAAAAAACUAGCAGCGGAUCUCUGGUCGAAGCUACCCUUAGCUCACCAAUGGAGUCGCGAGCCUGAGCUCAUAGAGCUCAUGCUGCGAGAAGUCCAACACCCCGCCGAGCCGCUGCAGCGGGCCGCGGCCGCUGCGCUCGCGCAUUUGGUAGAGAAGAGUGCCGACACAGCUGCAGCGGAACACGUGUUACAGCGACUCCAAGAUAUAUACUCUGAGAAACUACCGAUGAUCCCGGCCAAGCUGGACCAGUUCGGGCACGUGGUGGAGGCGGCGCUGGACGAGUGGGGCGCUCGGCGCGGCGUGGCGCUGGCGCUGCUGGCGCUGGCGCCGCGCCUGCCCGCGCACGCCGUGCCGCCCGCCAUGAGCUUCUUCGUGGAGCGCGCGCUCGCCGACCGCCACGACCUCGUGCGCGACCAGAUGCUCAACGCGGCCAUGGCCAUCGUCGACCUGCACGGAAAGGAAACCCUGAGCAGCCAGCUGCCGGUAUUCGAGAACUUCCUGGACAAAGCUCCCAAGUCCGGCGGGUACGACGCCGUCCGGCAGUGUGUGGUGCUGUUGGUAGGAUCGCUAGCGCGCCACCUGGAGAACACCGACCCUCGCAUCAAGCCCAUAGCACUCAGACUUGUAGCUGCACUUUCCACGCCCAGUCAACCUGUACAAGAGGCUGUAAGCAACUGCCUACCUUAUUUGGUUAAUGCACCAGCUCUUGAAAAAGAAGUCCCAACGAUUAUGAACAAACUUAUGAAACAAUUACUCACUGCUGAAAAGUAUGGAGAGAGGAAGGGGGCUGCAUACGGUAUUGCUGGUAUCAUCAAAGGUCUCGGCAUCCUAUCACUGAAACAGCUCGAUGUGAUGGGCAAACUCACUGAGGCCAUACAAGAGAAGAAAAAUUAUAAGUAUCGUGAAGGGGCACUCUUCGGCUUUGAGAUGCUUUGUUAUAAGCUGGGCCGUCUGUUCGAACCGUACAUAGUCCACGUGCUGCCACAUCUGCUGUUAUGCUUCGGUGACAGCUCGCAGUACGUGCGGGCGGCGGCCGAUGACACCGCUAAACUCAUCAUGAGCAAGCUCAGCGCGCACGGGGUCAAGCUCGUGCUGCCAUCGCUGCUUCAAGCCCUGCAGGAUGAUAAUUGGAGAACCAAGGCGGGAUCUAUUGAACUGCUCGGUGCUAUGGCGUACUGCGCACCUAAACAGCUGUCCUCGUGUCUCCCGUCCAUCGUGCCAAAACUAAUUGAAGUGCUCAGUGACUCGCACAUGCGUGUCCAAGAAGCUGGCGCUGAAGCUCUCAAAGUUAUCGGCUCUGUCAUCAGGAAUCCUGAAAUCCAAGCUAUCGUACCCGUGUUGCUCCAAGCGCUCCAAGACCCGUCCAACAAGACAUCGGCUUGCCUCCAGACGCUGCUGGACACGAAGUUCGUGCACUUCAUCGACGCGCCGUCGCUGGCGCUGAUCAUGCCGGUGGUGCAGCGCGCCUUCCUCGACCGCAGCACCGAGACGCGCAAGAUGGCCGCGCAGAUCAUCGGCAACAUGUACUCCCUCACCGACCAGAAGGACCUCAUGCCUUACUUACCCAAUAUUAUUCCGGGGUUGAAGAGUUCGUUGCUGGACCCUGUGCCUGAGGUACGCUCAGUAUCGGCGCGUGCCUUGGGCGCUAUGGUGAAGGGCAUGGGCGAGAGCAGCUUCGAAGAAUUACUCCCGUGGCUGAUGCACACGCUCACCUCCGAGUCCAGCUCCGUGGACCGCUCGGGCGCUGCGCAGGGACUCUCCGAGGUCGUAGCAGGGCUCGGUGUGCACAAGCUACACAAGAUCAUGCCUGAUAUCAUAACAACCGCCGAGCGCACAGACAUAGCGCCGCACGUUAAAGAUGGCUACAUAAUGAUGUUCAUUUACAUGCCGGGCGCCUUCACCGACGAGUUCUUGCCCUACAUCGGACAAAUCAUCAACCCAAUCCUCAAAGCUCUGGCCGACGAGAACGAAUACGUCAGAGAAACGGCUCUCAAAGCCGGUCAGAGGAUCGUCAACCUUUAUGCUGAAUCGGCGAUCACUUUACUCCUGCCAGAACUGGAGAAAGGAUUAUUCGACGACAACUGGCGCAUCAGAUACAGCUCAGUACAGUUGUUGGGUGACCUGCUGUACCGAGUGUCUGGUGUGUCUGGUAAGAUGAGCACGGAGACAGCUUCCGAAGAUGAUAACUUUGGUACCGAACACUCGCAUAAGGCUAUCAUUAACGCUCUCGGUCCGGAGAGGCGCAACAGAGUCCUGGCCGGAUUGUAUAUGGGCCGGAGUGAUGUUGCACUCAUGGUGAGGCAGGCGGCCUUGCACGUGUGGAAGGUAGUGGUGACCAACACGCCAAAAACUCUUAGGGAGAUUCUUCCCACACUCUUCGGACUGUUGCUGGGUUGUCUUGCAUCAACAAGUUACGACAAACGGCAGGUUGCCGCCAGAACAUUAGGAGAUCUCGUUAGAAAGCUGGGUGAGCGCGUGUUGCCUGAAAUCGUCCCGAUCCUAGAGCGUGGUCUAAAAUCAGAACGCGCUGACCAAAGACAAGGUGUGUGCAUCGGUCUCGGAGAAAUUCUCGCCUCUACUUCCCGAGAGGCCGUUCUCAGUUUUGCUGAUGGACUGGUGCCGACUGUGCGCACGGCGCUGUGCGACCCGCUGGCGGACGUGCGCCUGGCGGCAGCGCGCACCUUCGACAGCCUCCACCUCACCAUCGGCAACAAGGCGCUCGACGACAUCCUGCCGCAGAUGCUGGAACAGCUCAACGACCCAGACCCGCAGGUCGCUGACGCCACGCUCGACGGACUCAAACAGAUAAUGGCCCUCAAAUCCCGUGCGGUGUUGCCAUACCUGGUGCCGGUGCUGACGGGCGGAGGGGCCGUGGACACGCGAGCGCUGUCGGCCCUGGCGGCGGCGGCGGGCGGCGCCCUGGCGCGCCACCUGCCGCGCGUGCUGCCCGCGCUGCUGCACGCGCUGGUGGCGGCGCGCGGACAGCCCACAGAGGCGCGCGAGCUCGACCACUGCCGGGACGCGCUGCUUCCCGUACUCGACCCGCCCGGAGUGCGCUGCAUUAUCGACACUCUUCUCGAUUCGAUUCGAACGACCGAGGGAGACAAGCAUCGCGCUGCAGCGUCUCUGCUGUGCGCCUUCGUGUCCCACACGCGCGCCGACUUGGCGACGCAUGUCCCGCAACUCAUCCGCGGCUUGAUACUGCUGCUGGCCGACUCCGACCGGGACGUGCUCCUCAUGGCGUGGGAGGCCCUCCAAGCUCUCACCAAGACCCUAGACCCGGAGCGACAGAUCGCUCAUGUAAGCGAUGUAAGGCAAGCCGUCAGAUACGCAGCUGCUGACCUCAAAGGAGAAUUGUUACCAGGAUUCUGUUUGCCUAAGGGUAUCGCGCCAAUAUUACCACUGUUCCGUGAAUCCAUUCUCAACGGUCUCCCCGAAGACAAAGAGAACGCCGCCCUUAUGUUGGGCGAAGUGAUUAAACUGACGUCAGCUCCCGCCAUCCAACCCUCCGUGGUACACAUCACCGGCCCGCUUAUCCGUAUCCUGGGUGACAGGUUCAACUCCAGUGUUAAGGCAGCUGUGCUUGAAACACUGGCCUCACUGUUAUCUAAGGUGGGAACGAUGCUGAAACAGUUCUUACCACAGUUACAAACAACAUUCCUGAAGGCAUUGUACGAUCCAAACAGGCCAGUCCGCAUCAAGGCAGGCCUCGCUCUCUCACAACUUGUCAUCAUUCACACCCGAGCUGAUCCACUAUUCGUUGAAAUGCACAAUGGCAUUAAGAACAUCGAAGACCCGGCUAUACGUGAGACAAUGCUACAAGCUCUGCGCAGCAUCAUCACCGCUGGUGGAGAUAAAAUGUCCGAACAACUGCCCCUCCUCAUCCUCGGCACGUUAACAAGUCCGGUGUUGCUAGCUCAACCUGAUGAAACCCCCCGAUGUGCUGUCGGUGGGUGCUUGGGAGCUUUAUUGCACUGUCUGCCGGCCACACACCGUGACGCAGCGUUGGGCCAUCAUAUAUUAGGCGUCACCAAUAGCAGUAAUAGCGACGACUGGCUACUCACGCAUGGUAGAUCCUGUGCCCUUUUCGUUGCAUUGAAAGAGACUCCUCAAGAUGUGUACAAGGAUCAGUUUGAAGAGAAAGUGGAGAAGACUCUGCUGAGUUACCUAGCAAGUGACAAAAUAUUAAUUGCGUGUAAUGGAAUCAGGGGUAUAGGGUAUUUGAUGAAGUAUCUACUGGAAAAUGAUCGACCAGUCCCGCAGUCCAUACUCUCGCAGUUUGUAAGGAGUAUGAACCACACGAGUAACGAGGUGAAGCAAUUGAUGGCGCGCGCGUGCACGCUGCUGGGAAGGUCGCGCGCGCUGGGCGAGGGGCCGGUGAGCGCCGGCGCGCCCGCCGCCGACGUGCUGCGCGCGCUGCUGCCCGCGCUCGUCAACGGCACCAAGGAGAAGAACACCUACGUGCGCGCCAACGCUGAGAUCGCGCUCCGGGCCGUGCUGCGCUUACUGAACGAUGAGACCUUCCAUCUGCAAUGCAUGUCCCUGCUGGAAGAGGGUGCACGCGAGGCGCUGGCCGACGUGGUGGCGCGCGUGCAACGACGCAGUCUCGCCGACGGCCGCGACGAAGACCUGGACUGCACGCUGCUCACUUGA
Arctia plantaginis is the source of this 8031-nucleotide messenger RNA. The record is from the annotation of a GenBank genome assembly. NCBI's taxonomy places the organism in Eukaryota, Metazoa, Arthropoda, Insecta, Lepidoptera, Erebidae.